Fonsecaea multimorphosa CBS 102226 is the source of this 1929-nucleotide messenger RNA. RefSeq lists its product as uncharacterized. NCBI's taxonomy places the organism in Eukaryota, Fungi, Ascomycota, Eurotiomycetes, Chaetothyriales, Herpotrichiellaceae. Gene Ontology annotation, biological process: translational elongation. The transcript has 2 exons. Gene Ontology annotation, molecular function: translation elongation factor activity; GTPase activity; GTP binding. The record is from RefSeq and is a predicted model, not a curated record. Bases 1 to 1929 code for a protein of 642 amino acids.
AUGUCGUAUUCCAACCAGCAUACAAGUAUGGGCAGCCGCAAUAAGCAGACGGUGCAAGAUCGUCGCAAAGGGGAGCUGGUGAGGGGAGAUCAAGCGCUCUCCGAUUUCGCUGAUUAUGUAGAGCGACAGCGAGCAAAGACCCGCAUUCAAUAUCCCGACUCCGUCGCUGCUGACAGCGGUUACGGCACCGGUGCUGCCUCGUCCGUUACCGAAGACCAUGCAGAACUCGAGAUCCUCGAUCAACUAGAACUUUCUGACAGACCAAGCCGGGCAAAACUAAAAGAGUGGCUGCUUGAUACUUCGGAUGACGCAGCUGCGACGCUUCAGGAACUCUCGGGGCUUGUACAAUCCAGGAUAGACGAGGGCCAUGGAGAGACCCUCUUCGACUUGGGGCUUGAGGAUAGCGGCGACUCAAUGGGCUUCACGAAAGAGCAAUGGGACCUUGCCAUGAAGCGCAUCACUGAAGCGGCCGGGAUGCUCAACGCUGCAGUCAACGUCCUUCUGACAUACAACGUUGGCGGCGACAAGGAGGCUCAGUCAAACCCGACAAACGACCAUUCGAGCCACGGCAAGCUACUAAUUCGGCAGACUCCGACAACGGCUGAAGAGGUCAUCGAGACACGAAUUGCCGUGGUUGGCAAUGUCGAUGCAGGCAAGUCUACCAUGUUAGGUGUCCUUGUCAAGGGGAACCUGGACGACGGCCGCGGCAAAGCUCGAGUCAACCUGUUUCGCCACAAGCACGAGAUUGAAUCCGGCCGUACCUCGUCCGUCGGAAUGGAGAUUAUGGGCUUUGACACUCAGGGUGGAGUGGUCACAUCCAGCGUGCCAGGCCGCAAACUCACUUGGGCGGAGAUUGGGACUCGAUCAGCAAAGGUCAUCUCAUUUACCGAUCUAGCUGGACACGAGCGAUAUCUUCGGACUACUGUUUUUGGCCUUCUCUCUUCUGCACCCAACUACUGCCUGCUCAUGGUGGCCGCCAAUAAUGGAUUGAUUGGUAUGUCAAAGGAGCAUCUCGGCUUAGCAUUAGCCUUGAAUGUUCCUGUCAUGGUCGUCAUCACCAAGAUCGACAUCUGCCCUCCCCAGAUUCUCGAACAGACGGUCACCCAGCUAACCAGGAUCCUCAAAUCACCCGGAGCGAGGAAAAUUCCCGUUUUCAUCAAGACAUACGAAGAGACAGUCCUGACAGCCACACAAUUUGUGUCCCAGCGGAUUUGCCCAAUAUUCCAAGUCUCAAAUGUCACCGGAGAGUGCCUGGACCUUGUUCGCACUUUCCUCAACAUUCUUCCGCAUCAUGGUCAUUACGACGACCAGGCGCCCUUCGAAUUCCAUAUCAAUGACACCUUCUCCGUCCCCUUUGUGGGCACAGUCGUGUCGGGAGUUGUGAAAUCCGGAAUGAUUCACGCAGGAGACAACGUGCUCGUCGGACCAGACUCGCUCGGACAAUUUCAGACUACGAACAUCCGAUCCAUUGAGCGGAAGCGAAUACAGGUGCCAGCUUGUAGCGCUGGGCAAUCCGCCUCUCUGGCCCUGAGGAGGAUACGAAAGAAAGAAGUGCGCAAAGGCAUGGUUGUGCUCCCGAAGAUCGAAGGCCCGCCGCCAAAAGUCUACCGGGAAUUUGUCGCCGAGGUCUUGAUCCUGUCCCACCCUACAACGAUACGCCCGAAAUACCAAGCGAUGCUCCAUGUCGGACCUAUAAGCCAGACCUGCGCCAUCAUUGAGAUUGACCGCGAGUACAUUCGGACCGGAGAUCGAGCCACGGUCGCGUUUCGAUUCGUCCAGAGGCCCGAGUUUCUGGCAGUGGGGGAUAAAAUACUGUUUCGUGAGGGAAAGACCAAGGGCUUGGGGAUUGUCAAGUCUUUGGAAUACGAGGAAGGGUCAUUGAGCAAGCAAGCGCAACAGAACGCGCAAGAAUCGUCAAAGGGAGAGUAG